Molecule: messenger RNA, 1932 nt
Organism: Cylas formicarius (sweet potato weevil)
Lineage: Eukaryota; Metazoa; Arthropoda; Insecta; Coleoptera; Brentidae
Gene: tamo
Product: protein tamozhennic
Exons: 8
Coding region: 135-1922 (595 amino acids)
Cellular component (GO): cytoplasm
Source: RefSeq, a predicted model, not a curated record
UUUUGACUUUUAACAAGAAUUGUAGAAUAUUGUCAAUAUCAAUGUUUGAUUAGUACAAAACAAAAUCUAAAAUUAUACCUAGAACGUUGCAAUAUUUUAGAACUUUUGAAGUAAAAUGCAAUAAACUUUGUAACAUGGUUAAAAUGGAGAAUUAUUUGUGUCAAGAAAACAUUCAAGAAUUGUGGCUUAAAAUAGACCAUCUUCAUAUCAACUAUUUGGAGAUGGAGGAGAGCUCGAACAAAAUUGAGCAACGGUCAAGACUAGAGGCCUGCAUAAAAGAUUUCCUCUAUAUUGCAUCUCCACAACAAAAGUUUGCUCUGCAUGAAACUGAAGAUGUCUUAUACAGAUCUGCGGCAAAUAAAAAAGAUUUUAGUGGAUACAAAGCUGCAACUGGAUUUAAUGCUAUACAGAUGUAUGCUGGUAACCUGAUCUCCCAGCCAUGGAGAAAAGAAUAUCAUCAAAUUAGGACAUAUUGUGGAUUUUAUAAACAUCAAGUUGAAGCUAACCUUUUGGGUGCUGAUAGAAUAUUUGAAGCGAUGGGAUAUAAAUAUAUUGGAAAUGGUAUUUUACAAUUAGAUGGACCAAUUUGUCCAGAUCGUGUAUCACAUGUGUCCAGAGAUUGUCUAAUUGCCUAUGUUGAGUGUCAGAUUUUAAAACAUAUUUGGGAAGAGGUAUCUCCAAUGUUUAAUAUUAGUUGGUUGGAUAUGCUGGAAUUUCGCAAAGUGCAUCUCAGUGAUCCUAAGCAAUGUGUGCAAUUUAUUCAGUAUAAUUUGAAACAAGGUCAUUACCAAGACAAGCUUAGCAAUUUGCAUUCAAAAUAUCCAACCCUUUCUCACAGCCACCCAGCAAUUCAAAAUGGGAACUCGUGCAACUCAUUUCCUUCCCAAAUUCAUACAGCAGUCUCACCAUACACAGCAGCCACUUAUAGUGUGUGCAUGAACGGUUGUUGUCCCCACAUGUACUCAACGUGCAAUUAUCUUCCUUUUAAUCCUCACCUUGCACUUAAACGUUCAUCCCAAACUGUAUUACCACCUGCUGGACAUUAUCCCAGUGAUUAUCCCAAUACACCUUCUUCAUGCUCUUACCCUGUUCCUACUGCACAGUUGAUUGAAUUAGAGACACCAAAUGGAUAUGAUGUUGUUGAUGCCCCGACAGUGUCAUCUAGACCAAGAAAAACAACUUACCCAACACACGAUGUGCACGAGAGACCUUAUAAAAAUGGGGCAAUCUACAAUAAUGGCGUCGCCAAAAGUGGUGGAAAUGAAGAAUUUGAAAAUUGGGAUUAUGUUUAUCGCAAUUUAGAGAGUCGAGGGUAUACCAAAGAUUUGGGAGAAAGGGGAGACAUCUUGUCAGCUGGAAACAAACAAUGGAAGCAAAGUCGAGAGUCACGACCUAAAUUGCCAAACUUUGAUGAAGCCAUGAAUAAAAUGACCAUUAAAGACCAUUCCUCAACAACCGAAACCUUGGGGGAUGCAAGGCAAAACAUCUCAGAAAAAAUUAAUGUACCAGGACAUGAAAGACGACAUUCUCAGAGUAGUUCUUAUGACAACGUACUGCCAAAAGAAUCUCAAAAUAUUGUGAAAAUGGCUAUGAACAUUUCAGCAGAAAAUGCUUCCCAGAAUAAGACACUUCAACAGGCACAUGAAAAUAUCGGACAAAGUACCAGUAAAGUUGUGGAUGUUCUGAACAGUAAACAGGAAGCAGCAAACUCACCAAAAUGGAGGUGUAAGGCAUGCACAUUCAUAAACACUAAGGCGAAAGAUAUUUGUGAAAUGUGCAGCAAGAGUCGAGAUCUUGGGCAAGAACAACCGAUGGAAGUAGGUGGUGCUGAAUGCUCACAAUGUACAUUGGUGAAUCCUAAGAGCGCAAAAAUAUGUCAGGCAUGUCACUGUAGCCUGAAAGAUUCCCCAACUUAUAUAUGAAUAAUUUAUU